AUGGCUAGCUCUCUCAACCAACUAAAGGCUACUGGGACAACCGUUGUGUGCGACUCUGGAGAUUUUGUGACCAUCGACAGGCACAAGCCCCAAGAUGCGACCACCAAUCCGUCUCUGAUCCUCGCGGCCUCGAAGAAGCCCGAGUACGCGAAGCUCAUUGACGCGGCCGUUACAUGGGGAAAAACACAUGGUGACGACAUUGACGAUCAGGUGGAUGCUACACUCGAUUGCUUGCUGGUACAGUUCGGCAAGGAAAUCCUCAACAUUGUUCCCGGCAAGGUAUUUACUGAGGUUGACGCACGUUUCUCUUUCGACACCGAAGCCUCUGUAAACAAGGCCCUCCGUAUCAUCGACCUGUACAAGGAGCAGGGAAUUGGCAAAGAACGCGUCCUCAUCAAGAUCGUCUCAACGUGGGAGGGCAUCAAAGCUACUGAGAUUCUCCAGUCGAUGCACGGAGUCAACGCCAUUGCUGCUGCCGAAGCUGGGGCUUUCCUCAUCUCACCGUUCGUAGGCCGUAUCCUUGACUGGUACAAGGCCACGAAUAGUAAAGACUACAGCAACAGCGAGGACCCCGGUGUUGAGAGUGUGGGCAAGAUCUUCAGCUACCACAAGAAGUUUGGAUAUAAGACCAUCGUAAUGGGUGCCUCUUUCCGAAGCAUCGGCGAAAUCACUGAGCUGGCUGGCUGUGAUUACUUGACUAUCGCUCCCAUUUUGCUCGAGCAACUCUACAAUUCCACCCACUCCGUCCCCAAGAAGCUUGACGCUUCCAGUGCCAAGUUACUCGACAUGGAGAGAAAGACCUACAUCAACGAUGAGUCUGCAUUUCGCUUCUGCUUCAACGAGGAUCAGAUGGCUGUCGAGAAGCUCCGUGAAGGAAUUUCCAAGUUCGCUGCUGACGCCGUUACACUCAAGGAGGUCCUCCGCGAGAAGCUUGAAGCAUAA
Molecule: messenger RNA, 942 nt
Organism: Bipolaris sorokiniana ND90Pr
Lineage: Eukaryota; Fungi; Ascomycota; Dothideomycetes; Pleosporales; Pleosporaceae
Exons: 5
Coding region: 1-942 (313 amino acids)
Biological process (GO): pentose-phosphate shunt, non-oxidative branch; pentose-phosphate shunt; carbohydrate metabolic process
Cellular component (GO): intracellular anatomical structure; cytoplasm
Molecular function (GO): transaldolase activity
Source: RefSeq, a predicted model, not a curated record